AUGGACUGCCUCGAGAGACACGAGCAGCAGGCCUACAGACGUGACCGCAACCGUCGGACCUGUGGCUCUUGCAGUCAGCUGUAUCCUACAAGAAAUACCCUUUUUCAGCACCUUAAGAAGGGUAGUUGCUUUCAAAAGGACCCUUGGGGGGUUGAUCCGACCCAUCGCACGUAUUGGAAAUACGGGUCUUUUCAACCCUUCCAACAACAGCUGCAACAGCCACUUUCCUUUCCUCCUUCCUUUAAUCAUUGGAUUCAUCAUCCGGACCGUCCUAUCCGUCGAAGACGACCUGGCCCUGAUCAUAUUAGCCCAGGCCUGCGAGAAUACGAUCAGUGGUCGGUCGCUAGCUUCCACGGUCCCCGGCCUAGCCGACCUGACCCUGAUCGUAUUAGCCUAGGCUCGCGAGAAUACGAUCAACGGUCAGUCGCUAGCUUCAGGAGUUACCGGUCUAGCCAACCUGAUAUUGAUCGUAUUAGCCUAGGCUCGCGAGAAUACGAUCAACAGUCAGUUGCUAGCUUCGAGGACUACGGACCUUACGGUCCCGACGUUGAUCGCGAUAACCGUGGCGGUAAGGAAGGCGAUCAGCAGUCGGUUGAUAGCUUCGAAGGCUACAGACCUGACGGUCCCGAUAUUGAUCGUAAUAACCGUGACGACGGAGAAUACGAUCAACAGUCGGUUGAUGGCUUCGAAGGCUACGGACCUGACAGUCCUGACGUUGAUCGCGAUAACGGUGUUGAUGAGGAAUCCGAUCAACAGUCAGUUGCUAGCUUCGAAGGCUACAGACCUGACGGUCCCGAUGUUGAUCGCGAUAGCCGUCAGCCACACGAAUACGAUCAACAGUCGGUUGAUAACUUCGAAGGCUACGGACCUGAAGGUCCUGACGUUGAUCGUGACGGCCGAGAUCAACAGGAAUACGAUCAAGGCUCCGUUGCCGACUUCGAAGUUGACCGGUCUGACGAACCUAGCGUUGAUCGCAACAGCCGCGAUCCGCGAGAAUACGAUCAGACCUGUGUCAGCGUAUUCGAAGGCUUCGGACCUGACGGACCUGACCCUGAUUGUGAUAGCCGAGAUCCCCGGGAAUACGAUCAAGGCCCUGUCGCUAGCUUCGAAAGCCACGGGCCUGACCGACCCGGCGUUGAUCGCGAUAACUGUCAUCCACAGGGAUACGAUCAAGGCUCCGUUGCUGACAUCAAUCUGGCUGAGUGGUAUAGCAGGAUAAAGGAAGAAUACUCUUGGCUGUUCGAAAGCCAAGAGCCUCGAGGAUACGAUCGAGAUCCUGUUCCUAGCUUCGAAGGCUACGAGGCUGAAGGACCUGACUUCGAUCGUGCCAGCCGAGACGGGCCAGAAUACGAUCGAAGCCGGGUCAACAGCUUCGAGGGCUACGAGGCUGAAGGACCUGACUUUGAUCGUGCCAGCCGAGACUGGCCAGAAUAUGAUCGAAGCCGGGUCAACAGCUUCGAGGGCUACGGACCUGACGGUCCUGACUUUGAUCGCGAUAGCCAA
This is a messenger RNA of Clonostachys rhizophaga, 1503 nucleotides long. The record is from the annotation of a GenBank genome assembly. Lineage: Eukaryota; Fungi; Ascomycota; Sordariomycetes; Hypocreales; Bionectriaceae.